AUGGCCAGUACAAGCUUGACGGCUUCCUAUCUGACGCCGGACCCAAGCUUCAAUUGGUUUUUUCUUUUGGAGCUGAUCGUUUCCUGUAUUCUGGCCCUUUUCUUCCUCCUUUACUUCAAUCGACUAUUCGCGACCCUCGUAUCAUAUGCAAUUCGCGCAUACACCUGGCACUAUUAUCGCGUCUAUAUCGAUAUUAACGCGCUGCAAGUCUCGCUACUCGGUGGUCGAAUAUUUUUCAAAGGCGUCAGGUACCAUGGCGCCAACGAGACGAUCUUCAUCCAUGGCGGUUUCAUAACAUGGAGGUAUUGGAAGCGCAAUGUGGAACGGACGGACCUCUCGGAGGUUCGGCGCAAGACAGGGGGGUUGGGCACAUCUGAAGGGCCCAAAAGUGAUUCUCCGAGCACCGGUGGGAAGAAUGAUGGCCAUGGAGAAGAAGGCGGCGUGGGCAAGGCCACGGAGCUACCCUGUCGCGUCUCCAUGAAGGUCUACGGGCUGGAAUGGUUCAUUUACAAUCGCAGCCCAGCCUAUGACAGUAUUCUGGCCGGGUUUGGAUAUACCAAAGAUGGUAAAUCAGACAAAGAUGAGGACAACCCAUACUCGCCAACUUCCUCUACUGGCUCGCAACCGGAACGUCAGCGUACCAACGACACGGUCAAUAUCCGAUCUGCGAACGAACCUAAGCCGGAAUCCAAUGAUCUGCCAGAGCGCCAUACGACCGAAGAUGAUAAUUUGCGAUCCCGGAAGACCGAUAUUCGCCAUGCUGAGCUCUCGGAACCCGUCUCAAACAUGCUUCAGCUCCUCCCGGUGAAACUUGAAUGCACCAAAGGCGCCGUUGUGCUUGGAAACGAGAAUACCAGAUCUGUCUUGACGACUACUUUUGAUAGUGCGACAGGGAACAUCGCUGCAUGCAACGCCGGACCUCUUGAUCUUUAUCGACAACUCUUUGCGUUCAAUUUCAGUCACCCUGUCCUUCAAAUGCGCCCUAAUCCCGACUUCAAACAAACCCAACUAGCAACUGCCAAAGUUCUGAGUGCUGCAGAAAAAGAGGAUCCUUCAAAAAGCAAAAAAAAGCGGAACCCCUUCAGCUACCGAUUUCACAAGCGCAAGCUAUGGCAUGGGAUUCGAGAUCUCGUCCCGUAUUUUCAGAGCUCUGUCGAGUCCUUUCAUUCCAGUAUCAAGCAGGCAGAUUAUCUGCCACGAAGUCAAGCAGAGUUUCCCGAAGUUCGUUGGACUGGAUUGUCCCGGUAUCUAGAUCAAGGCGAUGCCGAUGACCAUGAACAAUGGAAUUCGGUCGAGUAUGCGAGGUUUUCAACAAUAAUAGACAGCCCUAGCUUGGAUUUGACCUAUUUCUGGGAUAUACCGGGACGGGUUGGUCCUCAACACCUGGCUUCCACCCAGCCUGGCCAUGAUAAGACGGACAAAAACAUCAACGACGCUCUUCCUCCGGAAUGGGGUAUCGACAUGAAAAUUGACGGCGGCACAAUAAACUACGGGCCUUGGACCGAUAGGGAAAGAGUCGGCUUGCAAAAUGUUUUUUUCCCAAAUUUCUACCGAAGCUCCGAUCCUGCAGAGCAAUUGGCCCCGGGUGUCUUGAGGCAAAGUACAGCAUUUAGAUUACGUGUUGAGAUCAGCAGCGAGCUUGAACUGCGAAUUCCUACCCGCGAGCAAUCGAAAGAUUGGCAAUGGAAAGGUCGGGCUGAUGCCAUCAGGGGUUCCUCAAAGGCAAAAGGUCAACAGGAGAGAAGGAAAUCCCGCCCGAAAGAAGGUGAAAAGGGAACCCUUGGAUCCGACAUCCGUCCCUUUGGAUGGCUGUCUCUCUGUGUGGCAGCCGACUCCUCUAUCAGCUACGCCAUGGACAUGGUGGCUUCUAGUGUGGGCUUUCGAAACGAGCUCACUCUUGAUUUGCGAGAGUCAAAAUUGUCUUCCAGUGUGAACCAUGGGCUCCUCUGGCAGUGCCCUCGACAAUUUGUCACUUGUGACUUGUCCAACCCUCUCAUUUGGAAUAGUCUUCGAUCGUGGAGAUUUACGGUCGACAGCCAGGAUUUGGAACUGUUCCUCCUACGAGAUCAUAUCUUUCUUCUGACUGACCUUGUGAGCGAUUGGGCAUCAGGGCCACCAUCUGAGUACUACACAUUUGUACCAUUCAUCUACAAUAUCGAUCUCGUCUUUUCGAAUCUUCAGCUUUUGGUCAACGUGAACGAUCGAAACAUCAUCAGCAACCCGACUGAUCUGGAAGAUAAUCGAUUCAUUGUCAUCAAGGGCAAGACAUUAACGGCGAAUGUGACUAUCCCGCUCAACAAAUUUCAGCCUGAUCGAAACGCUGUAGAUUUCAAAGUUAAUCUCGAGGACGGAGGUGUGGACUACCUCACGCCCGGUUGGGAUACCUUGCAUGCUUUCUUACCGGGAAAGUCCAUGGCCACGCUGGAUAACCUAUUCAUUGAUGGAUCCUACAACUAUUUUCACAUGACCUCGUCUGAGUUGACAGAUACAUUGGUACUCAACAUCAAUGGAGGGUCGCCUCGAAUGUAUCUCUACGGGUUUUUGAUCAAGAGUUUCAUGACAGUUCGAGAGAACUACUUUGGAGAUGAGAUGCACUUCAAAACCCUCGAGGAGUAUCAAGAACUGGUCAACGCCGAGGAACCAUCAUCCAACCCCACCGGAAUAAACCCGAACAGAAAGUCCAACGAUAUGGAUGUAUUGGUCCAUGUCACUGUCGAUAGCCCCUGUGCUCUGCUUCCAGAGAGUAUCUACGACCAAUCCAAAUGCUCGAGGCUCCGCGCCGCCUCGCUCGAGGUUGAUUUGCGUUUUACCAAUUAUUACAUGGACAUGCAACUUUCAAUAAGUCCGCUCAAAAUCGACCUCCAGUCAGUCCAGCAGGAUGGAUCCACGUCCAUUACAGGAACCCAGUUGUUCAUUGAUGGUGUCUCCGCCUAUGGUCAUCGUCUAUUCGGACUACCACCUGCAGAACCGACCUAUGUUUGUAACUGGGAUUUCGAUGUUGGAAAGAUCCUGGGUGAAUGCUCCACGGAGUUCUUGCAAUGCUUGUCUUCCAGUCUGAAAAGCUUCGAUUUCUCAUUUGACAACGAAGAAAAUGUCCUCGCGCCACUCUUCCCUCCUGUUCUAUAUGAUGUGACUUUCUUGAGGGCAAAAAUCAGCUCUAUUCAUGUUUCUGUGCUGCUGGACCAAGUUGCUGUGGUCUUAAAAUCGAGCCCGCUGACAACAAAAUUCAAUGACUGGGUCAAUUCAAAGUUCUCAAAACGAUUGAGAUUAUUGGUUCCCGAUGUCACGUUAGCUGCCAUUGAUCGCAAUAUUGUGGCCCAGGCUCUUCGAACACCCGAAAAGACUGUAAAUACACUGGGCCUCAUUCAGCUGUCAAUUGGGCUCAAGAUGGCUAUGCGCAAGAGAGGCAUUGGCGAGCUUCGUCGCUUGCAACAGGAACAUAUUAAAGCCCACGACAAACGGACUCAUCGAGCCCAAUGGCUACUCUUUGACUGGGAAGAGAUUGGUCCAACUUCAUCCUUUGCCGAUGGGAGGAAGAUCUCUCGCCCCGACAAUGGCCAUUCCAUCUAUGCCUGA
This is a messenger RNA of Penicillium cosmopolitanum, 3576 nucleotides long. RefSeq lists its product as uncharacterized. The record is from RefSeq and is a predicted model, not a curated record. Gene Ontology annotation, cellular component: membrane. Gene Ontology annotation, biological process: fermentation. The transcript has 3 exons. The coding region runs from base 1 to 3576 and encodes 1191 amino acids. Lineage: Eukaryota; Fungi; Ascomycota; Eurotiomycetes; Eurotiales; Aspergillaceae.